CAAGAAGGUAUAAAACCGUAAGCAAUUGCAAGCCUGUAAAGUGCAUUUUCUUCUUUGUUUAAAGUAAUUUAAUUCGGCAUUUUGUUGCCGCCGUUCAAAGUUCUAAGAAAAUCGGCCGAAGAAAUAACGGCAAAACAGUCCAAAAUGUCUCGCAUGCUUCGCGUUGCCAUCGUCCUAUUGGCGUUGGCCAUAGUUGGAAAUGCCGGUUUCGUAAGGGUUCCCUUGCAUAAAGUGCAAUCAGCGCGCGAACAUUUCCGCAGUGUUGACACCGAAAUCAAGCAGCUCCGAUUGAAGUAUGGUGACACGACCGGCCCGGUUCCGGAACCUCUGUCCAACUAUCUUGAUGCGCAAUACUUCGGUGCCAUCUCGAUUGGUACGCCGCCGCAAAGCUUUAAGGUGGUAUUCGACACGGGAUCGUCCAACCUGUGGGUGCCUUCUAAACAAUGCUCAUUCACCAACAUCGCCUGCCUCAUGCACAACAAGUAUGACGGCAAAAAGUCGUCCACGUUCGAGAAGAACGGCACGGCUUUCCACAUCCAGUACGGUACCGGCAGUCUCUCGGGAUAUCUGUCCACCGACACUGUGUCCGUUGGCGGGGUUGCCGUUGAAAAACAAACGUUCGCCGAAGCCAUUCAGGAGCCGGGGCUAGUGUUUGUGGCGGCUAAGUUUGAUGGUAUUCUAGGCUUGGCUUACAAAUCGAUCUCAGUAGAUGGUGUCAUGCCCGUUUUCUACAACAUGUUCAACCAAGGCAAAAUCGAUUCCCCGGUUUUCUCGUUUUAUCUGAACCGUGAUCCAAGCGCCUCCGAGGGAGGUGAAAUCAUUUUCGGAGGCUCGGACCCCAAACAUUACACGGGCGAUUUCACGUACUUAAGCGUCGACCGGAAGGCAUACUGGCAGUUCAAGAUGGAUUCGGUGUCCGUUGGUGACAACCAGUUCUGUAACAACGGCUGCGAGGCUAUUGCCGACACCGGCACCAGCCUGAUCGCCGGUCCGGUUGCGGAAGUGACAGCCAUUAACAAAGCCAUCGGUGGCACUCCGAUAUUGAAUGGCGAGUACAUGGUGGAUUGCUCGUUGAUUCCGAACCUACCCAAGAUCACGUUCACUCUAGGCGGCAAGCAGUUUACGCUCGAAGGUGCCGACUAUAUUCUACGCAUAGCUCAGAUGGGUAAGACCAUUUGUCUGUCCGGCUUCAUGGGCAUCGAUAUCCCGCCACCGAACGGACCGCUAUGGAUUUUGGGAGAUGUCUUCAUCGGCAAAUACUACACCGAGUUCGACAUGGGCAAUGAUCGCGUCGGGUUCGCAACCGCCAUAUAAGUAGGGUGUUAAAACCAAAGUAAAUUAGCGAAGCGAUACUACCAAUUCAUCGAUGAUGAAAUUGAUUGGCAAAAGCAGCUUCUCUGUUCAAUUUUGCAAAGUUGAAAGUUUCAAUAAAAUGGUAUAAAAUUUA
Anopheles nili is the source of this 1447-nucleotide messenger RNA. Its product is annotated as lysosomal aspartic protease. Gene Ontology annotation, molecular function: aspartic-type endopeptidase activity. Lineage: Eukaryota; Metazoa; Arthropoda; Insecta; Diptera; Culicidae. Gene Ontology annotation, biological process: cell death; proteolysis. Bases 145 to 1314 code for a protein of 389 amino acids. Gene Ontology annotation, cellular component: lysosome. The transcript has 4 exons. The record is from RefSeq and is a predicted model, not a curated record.